Molecule: messenger RNA, 3402 nt
Organism: Durusdinium trenchii
Lineage: Eukaryota; Dinophyceae; Suessiales; Symbiodiniaceae
Source: the annotation of a GenBank genome assembly
AUGCCAGAUCUGUGGCAAGGAGACUUCAUGGAAGCUUUGCGGGCUUUGCCGUGUGCAUUGUCCUUGGAAGAAAGGCCUGGCAAGCCUGACAAGCCAGCGGGGAGCGUGGCAAAUGCUUGGGAAGCCACGGGGCUCCACACCGAGUUUUUCAGCGAGGAGGAGGUUUUUCGAGGGGUGAAGAUGUGGAAGGAAUGCGACCCGGACCAGCUCGAGAGGGUGGUUGCAUGGUGGGAUGAAAACGACCUCCUUGGCCUGCCAGUGGAUCCAGGCUGCGAAGUUUGGAAACGAGCCAGAGCAGAUAGGCGUGAUGCCGUUUUCCCGCCUCGAGUCACGGGCUACAAACCCUACGGAACGUUGGAGAUGGCCGGACCUAUGCUGUUCCAGCUCCACACCAGGUACCGCAGGGAUCCGCGCUUCAGACGAGUGGUGGAUGUGGGCGCCGGCACAGGGCGAAUGGCCUCAUGGCUAACGCACUGGAACUUCGAGGCCAUUGCCUUGGACGUUGUGCGGCCAGAGACACCGGAGUUUGAAGUACAAGAAUUUGACGGACGAACACUGCCGCUGGAAGACAAGAGCGUUGACUGUGUGAUUUUUUCUUUCGUUCUCCACCACUGCCGACACUUCGAAGUGCAGCGGGCCCUCUUAAUGGAGGCUGCACGGAUUUCACGACACUGGGUGGCCAUUUGCGAGGACACACCCGAGGAGACCAUCCACUGGAAAGCCACCCGAGGCCAUGACAGUAAGGGCACCUUCAACUCAUGGUCUGACUGGAAGAAGCUCUUCGAGAAGAUCAAUCUUCGGAUUGUCCGCUCCGCAGAUCUCUGGGAAGGUCAAAGGAACCAGCCCAGCCCAUACUUCUGCCGCAGGGCCUACUUCAUUCUUGAGGUGCAGAGUGACGCGAUCUGUGUGGCACCCAAGCUGCGGGGCGUCUCUGGGGGCGUCUUGCCUCCCCGUGGCUAUGGUGUUGCGAAGCGGGAGUGCCAAAGCUGCCAAGGGUGUGUGGAAGAGGUUGAGGAUCCUGAGGGAGAAGCCAUCCUCCGCGACAUCAAGGCAGAGUGGAUGCCAGCAGAGGAGGUGAGCAGUUUUUCCCAGCUUAAACUUCCAAAGCCUUUUGCCGAGUGCCUGGAGAGCCAAGGUUUUCGUAUCAUGUCACCCAUCCAGCGGGCAGCGUUGCCUUUGGCAAUGACUGGUCAGGACCUAGUUGGGGUGGCGGCAACCGGCAGCGGAAAGACGCUGGCAUAUCUCCUACCGAUGUUGCUGCGACUGCUGUCUUCCAACCCAGAAACCUGUGGGCCUUUUGGACUCAUCCUGCUGCCAACAAGAGAAUUGGCACUGCAAGUGGCAGCUUGCGCCAGUGAUGUGUUGGCGGAGGGCGAUGGAGAAGAUCAGUUAGGGCGGCAGAUAUCUGUAGUUUCCUUUUGGGGAGGAAGCACGCGCCAGAAGCGCAAACAACAGCAACGGCAGCUGCGGUACGGCGUGUCGGAGAUUCCCGGUGGAGGAAGCUGGAUCAUCGCUGCAACGCCUGGUCGAUUGCUAGACCUGAUAUGUGAGGAGGAGGUGGAAGGCCGGGAGCCACUGGCAACAGUGCGAGUUUUGGUGCUGGAUGAGGGUGAUAGGAUGCUGGAGGAAGGCCUUGGUGAUCAACUCGAUGGGAUCGCUCGACGCACUGCCUCCAUGCGGCAGACGCUCUUCUUCUCAGCCACCUGGCGGGAGGAGAAGGUGGGUGAGGAAGCAAGACGCUUUUGCCGACAUGCUCCUGUCAUUGUUCAUAUCGGCGAGGAUGGGGAUGCUGUCCAGGGAGGUGUCUGCAACGACGCUGAUGAAGGUGGCGGGAGUGCUGUACCUGGAAAGGCUCUGGUCUUUUGCACCACAAAGAAGUUAGCCGAGUCGGAGUACCGUUUCCAGAAUAGCUUCCUGGUGAAUGUCAGGAAUGCACCGAACGUGCUGGUGGCCACGGACGUGCUAGGGACGCAUGUCUUCGUUUUCGACAUGCCGGGCUGCAUCGAUGAUUACAUCCACCGAAUUGGGCGCACAGCUCGAGGUAUGGAUGGCCAGGGUCAAGCCAUUUGCUUCUUCGAACAUGCCGAUUGCAUUCCACAGAUGGCAGAGGAGCUUUGUCAACAUCUCGAGCAGACAGACCAAGCGAUUCCCAGCGAUUUGCGGCGCAUCGCAAAGGAGCCAAAUCGGGCAAAAGCCGCUGAAUGUGACCUCGCUUCGGCAGAUGAGCUGGGGGCCUCUUGGAAUGCCUCGGGCUUUCGGCCACUUGGCUCGAAGGCGGGUGAGGAGAGUGGCUGGCUGGUCUUCUGCCGUGGCGGCUUGCUGCACACUGACCGUGGGCCUGGCUGUUGGUCCCUCGUUGACGAGGAACUGAUGGAUGUAGAGUUUGGUGGCUUCAAGCUGCGGCUUCAGUUCAUUUUGAAGUGGGAAGGCACGGGCAAGCGACUCGCCCAGGCAGAAAGCCGCUCUCUGAGAGAUCACCUUCGCCAACAGGAGGCUCGCUCGGCAGAACAAGCCCGUCAUAUUGCAGCCUUGGGCUCAGAUGUACCUGCUCAAGCUGUGCGGCGCCUACAGGGUGAAGUCGCCCUUCUCGAAACCAAAGUGCUAGAGCAACAGGCGACGCAAGCUGCAGCAGCCCGAAAGUCUGAGAUUGAAUUAAGGGCAGACCUGGACGUGAAGAGCCAUGAGGUUCUCAGUCUCAGGAGAGCUUUGGAAGCGCGAGACAGCGAGGUGCGUCGCUAUCAGAUGGAACUGGAGGCUAUCAUCAUAGAGCUGAAUGCUUGAGACUGAAGAGUGAAGAUGGAGUGACAGAGAUUGUACAGUGUUUUUCCUGCCAGGAACACUCGUGAGUGAAUGUUUAUGCGGCAAUGAGUCAAACGAACUGACCUGGAGGCCAUCGCUAGUAGGUUGGAGGCCAUCGCUUCUAGAUUGGAGGCCAUUGCUAUUAAGUUGUAUCAGCAAAAUCUGCCGAUUCUUUUGGCUUCAUGUAUGCCCACAUCUCAGGAUCUGCGAGGGAGCUAGUGAGAGGUGCAUUGAUUUGUUGUAGACGCUUGUGACGGGGCCUCCCAAACAAGGCUCAUAAAUUUUUGCAUUCUUGAUUCUUCUCGUCAUUAAGCUUUUGUGUGUUCUUUUGUUUUCCACCAGUUCACACAUCCUCAAUGUAACGACUCACACAGUGGCGUGUCUCUUCCUGAGUGGCAAUUUCUAUUUUCUUUCAUCACCCAGUCCGUCAGGUCAAAUGCCAGGACACACACACUUAGAUUGAUGCUCGCAAGAGCUAAAUCAGUUGACGAAGUUCCACUUUACACUCAAUUAGACCUUGGCUGAGGGAACGGAAAGGCGAAAGAGUCCGGAAACCAGAAUUGUUUAACAUCGCUCAGUAGCCCUUUACAAAUGCAGGUACGU